AUGAAGGAACUCUUACACAUUCAUAAGCCUAUCAUGCUGGACAGUACCAACUUUGGUCACUGGAAAGUGAGGAUGCAACACAUCAUCAGAGGAGUUGAUGAAGAUGCUUGGACGUCUGUAGAAGAUGGUUGGAGUGCUCCUACCGUUGUCUUGGAAGAUAAGAAAUACCAGUAUGAGAAGCGCCUUGAUCACCUAGCCUCCAAGUUUGAGAACCUGAGAAUGAGUGAUGAUGAGCCGAUUGAUGAAUUCAUAUGCAAGAUCAGUGAAUUGGCAAGUGAAGCGUCUGUUCUUGGCAAGAAGUAUGAAGAAAAGGAUUUGGUGAAGAAGCUCCUAAGGUGCUUACCACCACGGUUUGAAGCUUAUAAAGCUGUUCUCACACUUGCUGUUGACACAGAUGAGAUGAAGUUUGAUAAACUCUCAGGCAUUCUGAAGGUGCAUGAUCUUGAGAAAACCGAUCGACAAUCUACUAACCAGAAGAGCAUUGCCUUCACAGCUGAGUCUAAGGAUGAUGGUCGAGUCACUAAGAUUGAAGAGAAUCUGAGUUUAAUGGCUCGAAACUUCAACAAGGUUGUCAAGCGUAUGGAGAAAGGGGGUGGUAGAUCCAAUGGACGCUACCAAAAGAAUGAUGUUGAAAGGGGCAGCUCUCAGCUCUCAAAGCAGGAUUCUAGCAAGAACACAAAGAUGUGUCAUGAGUGUGAAGGUUACGGCCACUUCAGAAGCGAGUGUCCCCUUGCUAAGAGAAAAGAUCAAAAAUGUAUUGAGUGUAAAGGCAUUGGGCAUACACGCAGUGAGUGUCGUAGCAUUCUCAAGAAAGAGAAGUCUCUCAUGUGCUUCACUGACACUGAAUCUGAAAGCGACAGUGACGAAGGUGAGCUGCACCUAAACUUCAUGGCUCUAAUUGGUCAAGAAAGUGGAAAAGAUUCUAAUGCUUACAGCGAGGAUGAUGAUGAUCUUGAGCAAAAUCUUGAAACUGAGUACAAGACUCUAUUUGACAAGUUCUCUGAUCUCAGUCAUGAGAAUCUCGAGCUUCUCAAGGAGAAAGCAAUGCUGAAAGCUCAGAUUAACAUACUGGAACUUGAUCAGCCUUCCACCAAGACAAAAGCUUACUCAAUUGACCGAGAGUCGGAUCAAGAAGUUCUUGCACUUAAGAGAGCAAUGACAGAGCAGGAACGAGUUCGUAAGGAAGCUGAAGAACACGUACAAACGUUGAGCGAUCUCUUAGCCGUAGAGACUGAUCGAAGUACGCUACUCGAAAGUCAACUAACUGAAAAUCACAAGAAGUUUGUGAGGGAAGCUCCUAAUGAAGAAAAGAAACCUGAAGAGAAAGGGGUCCCUGCUGAAAGAAACGAGAAUGUCAUUCCUAAACCAAAAAGAUGUGGAAACGGAUGUCAUUUCUGUGGGAAACGAGGACACAACGCUAGGUUCUGUUACUUUCGAAGACAACAUGAUCUUGUUUGCAACUUUGUGCGAGUACAAGUAGACACAGAGAUCGUUAGUAAUGUUGCUUAUACCUCUGCUGAAGAAGCAUCACAAUCUCAACUUCCCUGGUAUUUUGAUAGUGGGUGCUCAAAGCAUAUGAAUGGAAAUGAAGACUAUCUUGAGAAGCUCGAACUCAUCAGAGGUGGAAAAUUUACUUUUGGAGAUGGAGGACAAGGCAAAAUUCGUGCAAUUGGAAUAACCUCCAGACCUGAUGUGCCUAAACUCUCAAACGUUUACUUUGUUGAGGGUCUCAAGGCGAACCUGAUCAGUGUGAGUCAACUAUGUGAUGAAGGAUUAGAGGUUAUCUUUAACAGCAAGGAAUGUCGCGCCGUUGAUGCAAGAAACAAUGUGGUGCUGAGAGGUAUUCGUUCAGGGAACAACUGCUAUCUUUGGAGACCUUCAAACGUGUAUUUUACGGCUACUGAAUCCAGACUUGAUCUCUGGCACAAGAAACUGGGUCACAUGAACACCAAUGGGCUUAGCAGACUCGUGAAUGCUGAAGUAGUAAGAGGUGUCCCUGAUUUGAGAAACAGACAGAGACAGUAUGUGGAGCUUGCUGCCAAGGAAAGCAAGUCAAGGUACACUUGGGUGGACUUCUUACGCAACAAGUCUGAUGCUCUUGAGAGUUUCAGAAUCCUGGCUCUUCAACUCAAACAGGAUAAGGGAGGAAUCAUUCAGAUUAAGAGCGAUCAUGGGGGUGAGUUUCAGAAUGAGCAGUUUGAUAAGUUCUGUCACAGUCAAGGUAUCCGUCAUCAGUAUGCCGCUCCGAGAACUCCUCAACAAAAUGGGGUUGUGGAAAGAAAAAAUAGAACAUUGCAAGAAAUGGCUAGAGCAAUGUUGUGUGGAAACAGUGUUCCAUCUGGCUUUUGGGCGGAAGCAAUCAACACUGCGUGCUAUGAUAAAUCGGGUCUAUGUCAAGCCAAAGACCAAGACUACUCCUUAUGA
Messenger RNA from Brassica oleracea var. oleracea, 2424 nucleotides. RefSeq lists its product as uncharacterized. NCBI's taxonomy places the organism in Eukaryota, Viridiplantae, Streptophyta, Magnoliopsida, Brassicales, Brassicaceae. The record is from RefSeq and is a predicted model, not a curated record. Gene Ontology annotation, molecular function: zinc ion binding; nucleic acid binding. Bases 1 to 2424 code for a protein of 807 amino acids. Gene Ontology annotation, biological process: DNA integration. The transcript has 5 exons.